AAGCCAUUGCCAUUGGCAUGCAUUUGGUCUUUUGAGUCAGUUGGAUUUUAUGAUCAAAUUUGUGCUUCAGGAAUGCGAUCAGACAGGAGGGCAAUACCUAGAGAACACAAUAUUUGAAGUGUAGCCUUCGGGCUAACAAUUACACAAGGGUAAUCCUGCAUAGGAUGGCUGAUGAGGACGAACCCGCGUACGCUCUACCUCACCAAAUCAUGGCUAACAAAAUCAAGAACCUGGUCAGCAAGAAAAAACGUCGUUGGAAAGUCGAUGGAUUCGAUUUGGAUCUAACAUAUAUCAAAAGCAACAUCAUCGCCAUGGGGUUUCCAGCUGAGAAGCUCGAAGGGGUCUACCGAAACAACAUCGAUGAUGUUGUCAAAUUUCUUGAAAAAAAGCAUAAAGACCACUACAAAGUGUAUAACCUGUGUUCAGAAAGAAACUAUGAUGUGUGCAAAUUCCAUCGGCGAGUAGCCAACUAUCCCUUCGACGACCACCAUCCACCUGUCUUCGAACUGAUCCGGCCAUUCUGUCUAGACAUGGACAAAUGGUUGUCAAAAAAUGAUCAGAAUGUGGCUGCUGUGCAUUGUAAAGCAGGAAAGGGAAGAACGGGAGUGAUGAUAUGCGCCUACCUCCUCCAUGUGAAACAGUUUACUGAUCCAGACCAGGCAUUAGAAUAUUAUGGUGUAACACGGACAAGUAAUAAAAAGGGUGUGACAAUACCUAGUCAGCGGAGAUAUGUUGAAUAUUACGGUUACCUGAUCAAACAUGAGUUACACUACAAACCGGUCACGCUUCUGCUAAAGGGAAUACAGUUUUCAACUAUCCCAAGGUUCAAUAAUGGUUCAUGUAGUCCGUUCUUCGUGGUGAACCACAAAAAGGUCCGAGUGUACACUUCACCCGUCUAUGACGUCAAAAAGGAAGCUAAAGAUCUUGACAUGGAGACGACACAGUCUGUGCCGGUUUGUGGUGACAUUCAGAUCGAGUUUUUCCACAAAACAAAAAUGAAACCAAAGGAAAAAAUGUUUCAUUUGUGGAUCAACUCAUUCUUCAUGAAUCCGCCUGUGAACUCUUCUUCACGAGACUGUAAUGAUACUAGUUUAUCAGUUGUAGGACAUGUGCUUAAAACAAAUUCUAUAGGAUCCAACCACACACAAUCCAAAACUCUCUUUCUGGAAAUACAGAAGGAUGACAUCGACAAAGCGAACAAGGACUCGACUCAUAAAAUCUUUAGCUCAGAUUUUAAGGUAACAUUAUACUUCACAGAACCAGAGGAUCAACUCGACGAAUCAGGUAGCAAUACAGAAGGUGCCACAAUCAAUGAUAUAGAUCGCAGGGACAGUGACGAUUCAGUUGACGAGAAUGCUGAUGAACGAUUAUCAUGCACGGAUUCAGAGUCGGAGUGGGAUGGGGCAGAAAUUACGCGGUUAUGAUAUGGCGAGAACUAUGUGCUCCAAGGAUAGCGUCUGCUGGGGCGUGCAAUUUUCAUUGCCUGACACAAGGAGAAAAUCAAAUGAGACAACACUGCAUACAAACACACCAAAAAAUCAUCUACCGCUAACGUGUUUCACUGUGGCAUCACAAGACUUGAAAACUGUCCAUGAUUGACGAAAUAAACAUUUUUUACAAACUCACCGUGAUUUGAAUGAAUUGCACGCAUAGAAGUUUGCCAUCAAUGACAGACAAUGAUCUAUCGCUGGUUCUGUUUGCCAGGGAAUUUGUCUUUUGUAGUGGAGUGGCCGAAUGCGGUUAAAUAAUUGGGUCAGGCUGAUGUCGGAAACAUCAAUAGCUAACCCUAUAAGUCUACCACUUCAUAUCCGUACAGCAGAACUCCAGUGCUGAAAAUUGCUUGGUCUUGAGCAGGCUUUGUCUGAUCAAGUGUGGGAAAAAGUGCAUCUGAUGUACAGUGGAACCUUCCUUAGCGGACACCUCUCUAUUAACAACACUGUUAUGGUCCCAAAUUGGUUGUUUCCAUUCAAUUUGACCUCUCUUAUCAGGACACCUCUCUAUCAAGGACAGCACUUGUCAGUCCCGACUGUGUCCUUAAUAGAGAGGUUAUACCGAACAACUUACAAAUACAGGGCAUUGGAAAUCUUUAGGUAAAUCAAAAUAUGUAUGAGCCAAAUUGUUUGCUGGCGUAACUGGUCGUCACUCUAUGGCCUUGGCUGUCACUUGGGUAUGCAUGAUUUUGUUAAGUAGUGUUAACAAAAUGACAGAUUCCAGCAUAACUCUGACAGUUAGUUUUCCUUUUCUGCAGUCACUCAUCAAAGAAGGUUGCUUACAUCACUUGACAAAUCUAUCAUACCCGAGUGACGGCCACUACCGACUGUGGCUCAUUUGGGGUUCAAGUCAUUGGUUGGCUUGGUGUCUGUACUUGCCACUGAGCAGUCAAGUAAACAGGCAGCUGAAAUUUGGACUGUAUGAGAACUGGACACUGGCUCCAGAUUUAAGGUGCUUAUGAUAAAUAUUUUGGAGACAGUGUGCAACUCUGAUGGAUCACACGGUAUUUUAAAGAUUGGUUGUUCAUGAUUGGCCUACAACUUAUGAAUCAACUGUGUAUUUUGUCAUUGAAAAAAAAUAGGCUGAAUUUGAGCUCGCCUUCUGGUCAAAAUAGAUGAAUUGCAGAUGUGGAGAAUAUAUAUUUGGAAAUACUUUCCUCCUCUAAUGCCCACAUCCCAAACAUGGCUGUAUACACGCACAUAAAACAUCGGAUACAUGUAAUUGUAUAAUCAUUUUCCUUAUCCAAUUUGUACUUCUGAAAAUCCUAAAUUUUCGCGCUGAGCAAAAUCUGAACCUCUCUUUUACCUCAAGACACUUCUCCUUAUUACAUUUUGUAUUGUUCCACCUGGCGAUAUUUUCCUAAAACGACCUCGCUAGGUACAGUUCUUACUCUGAUAGGCAGCUCUUUAUUUGAACUAUUGUACCGAUGGCUAGUCUCAACAGUGCCAUCAUCAAAGCAUCUGUUUUGUUUAACAGUUUUCUCGAAAUUCAAUUUUAAUAUGUCAGUCUAUAAUAUUCGGCUUAAACAGGGAAGAACACCUCUAAUGUACUUGGUCAAACCAUUGUAAAUUUUGGACCAGAGUCAACCAAUUGUGAUCUCCUAUACAACUGCCAAUCUUAUCUAUAGUGAUAAGUGUGUUUCUUCCAUGAAGUUAAAAAAGGGUAAAAUUUGUACCUGACCUCUGUAGUGUAUACAUGAAAUCAUUAUGUAGAUUUAUUUUCAUUAAUAUCCAAGAUGGCUGCUAGGUUUAGUGUAUAACAAGAGCAGUGUGAGUUUAAUUGAUGUACUCAUCAUAGCAGCUAGCUACCGUAGUGUUACUGGGUCUGGUUAAAGUUAUCUUUUCCCCGGCUUUAUGGUUGUGACUUUUUUCUACGUCAUAUUUUCAUCACAGCGGCAUAUUUGCCUCAGGCCUAUUAUUGUAGGAAUAUGAAAUAGUGUGUAUCGUUAUUUCAUCCCACAAAAUCAGUCUUUCGAAUAUUUGCUUGGUGAGAAAAGUACAUUGUAAUUGGGAGAAUUUGUUUACAUUUACAAAGAGUGAAUUAGUACUGUAUAUACUCUUUCACUUGCCUGUCGACCGUAAAGUUGUAAAAAAUAAUCUGAAAACUACUGUUAUGUUUGUCCGAUUGUUGUCAUCGUUUAUUUCUGUGAGCAUUGUUUCCAAAAUUGGAGCAUCUUGACCCGGCCAUUAUAAAGGGUUGAGCAAUCAUGUGUCGAUCUGCGCAUUUGGUAAUGAAUACAUCAGAAUUGUGUGAGUUUCUGCAAACUUCUGCAAAAGUCAUGUUUUGUUUAAAUAAUGGUCACUAAAUCAAUCCAAAAAGACCACAAACACUCGGUCUUGAAUUGAAAAGGGGCUUUAAGCAGGAGCUAGGUGGGAAUUUAAGUUUCUCCCAAUGGUGGAUAGGUGUCUCUUGUUUCUCACAGAAAAAUCUAUUAGUUAAACCAGACCCAUUUCACUAAUUGUGCAUAUGCUUGUCACCAGAGACGCCUACGGCCUACAAUGUACAUUUGUACCUUCCUCCUUUAAUUAGACUUAUUUCAACAAGCAUUUACUAAUGAGAGUUUAUACUGGUACGUUUAUAGGUCUAUCAGAUUAAUGACCGCCUCUGCAAAUGUCCAGUUUUCCUGGUAUGACGUCUACCACUGGCUGUGUUUUCCUUGUUGCAAGUAGAGGAACUUGAAGCACAGUCAUUAUUUUCUGAUAAAUCUGUGUCAGUUGAUGAUGUGGCCACACAAUUAAGUCAUGACUUACAUCCUGCUUCCUUUUGAUCGAAUCAUCAACCUUUUAAAAAAAAAAAAAAUUUAUGACUUGGCGGCGGGGGGGGUUACUACAUAGCAUAAUCAGCUGGAGUGACACCUCAGUUAAAGAGUGGAUUGCAUUUAGAAUGACCAGUGAGUUGUAAUUUCACCCUCUGUAGGUCAUGAAGAACAUGUAUGUGUGAAAAGAAAGUGGUUUUUAUCGCUACAAUUUCCAUCAAACAUGUCUUAACCCUUAGAACCCAAGCAGCCGAUUUCCAGACGGCAAUCCAGAGGCACAUAUAUCAGAGGCACCUAGAGUAGGGGUGCCCGUGGGUGUCGGGGAUACAGGGUUCUAAGGGUUGAAUGUGUGUUAGUCAUGACCAAGUAUAACUUUUCAGCGUGAUGAAUUGUUUGUCUUUUGGCUUUUUGAUGAAAGAUUAUUCACAAGUUUUUUUUUAAUCAAAGAAGUGGGCAUUAUGAUGAGUCAUGAGGAUUUGCUCAAGGUUGAUUAAAGUUAUAGACAACAGAAUCUUCUUAUCAAGGGCAAGCCGCACAAGUAGUACUGAUGGUUAUCACUGAAGCGUAGUUUCAGAGUGUACGUGCUACAAAUUGUAUCCAAAAGUGAACACUAACUGUUUGUAGACUGUUUGUGUGCAUUUUCUUUCCCAAGAUGGCAGUAGCAGACUGUGUAGUGGUAUCUGAAUUGGUCAACCAACCAAGAUUUCAUUUUAUCAAGUUUUUAAAUAUUGACCCUAAGUUUGUUAGCUACAGGGAAGAAUUAGAAACUUCUUUUUUAUGUGCCGUUCUUUUUCAUAAGUUGCAUAUUUUUAGUCUCAGCCUCUGUUCUCAGACCCCAAUUUGCUGAGCCAGGUUAUAUGGCAUACCAGUAUUGAAAAGCAAGUGGUGGUCUACUUACAUUUCACUGAAUGGACCUCUUGGUGUCAGGAGGACACUGAACAAUCACUCUGACAAUUUCAUGGUUUCUGUUGACCAAUUUAGGUCACAUGAAGUUGUGUUGUCAGUUUUGUUUUAGGAUGUCUAGGAGUUUCAUUUUCAUUUUCAUACAAAUUUGAAUUGGAAAAUGAGGUUCUCCAUCCCGCCCCAUGAUUUAUGUCGUAAGGACCAGUUACACGGUUGUUAACAUUGUCAGGUUUUAAACAGGCAUGCUGCAUUGUUGUAAUAAACGUACUUGUCCAUAUUUAACCCUUUGUGACUUACGGUGUCUUCUGUACCAAAAUUCUGGCUGUCAUAAUUCCAUCAUCUAAAUGAAUUUCAAAUUGUACAUUUCAAGGUAACUAUGAUAUUUGUUGUUUUGCUGAUGACCCUUCCUACAUGUAGACGAUUUUAAAGAUUUUGUUGCAGGAUUUUAAUAUUAAAGUACCCGGUACUUUCUCAAAAUAUUGAAAAUGUCCUUACAAAUUCAAGGUUUUAAUGAUUUCAGGGUUUGUUAAUUGUUACGGCACAAGGUUAAUAGUAGAUUUCUUGUGAAAUUUUCAAGUUGAGAUAUUUUCAAUACAGCUGAAAGUUUUUAAUAAAGUUUUACAAAAUUUAGAAUAAAAUCACAAAUGGAGGAGUUGCAUGAUGUAAUAAUGUGCUAUAGCUUGCUAGGAAUGUAAAAAUCGGUGUGUGGCCCAGGUGAUUUUUAUUGACUGUCAAUCUAUCAAGUAACAUAAAGUAUCAUAAAAGAGGUCACAUUCGUUUGAUAAUAUUUGCAGUUUUCUGUUUCACAUCUGAUCAAAUUUGUGCGACAAGGACUAGACUUUUUAUUACAGGAACAGAAUCAGGAUGGUGAAUCAUGUUUUAACUGAAAGGUGACCAUUUUGUUUGUUUAUUUGUUUUAUGUGGUUGUCUGCUUCUGUAUGUACCCAAUUACUGAUAUGUGCUGUCCAAAGUCCAAGGUAGUUUAAUGUACCCAGUACUCAGUGUCUUGAAUUCAGUCCCUUGAAGAUCAUUUAAUGAUAGCGCUGCUGUUGGCAUUCCUGUCUUAAAAUAUUGUUUGUUGGUACAAAAGCUGAUAAAAAGCUUCAAACUGAAUAACAUUUGAAAAGAUAAUCAAUUUUAGAGUUUGAUGCUUAAAUUUGGGGUAGAUAAAGAACUUUCGAAUUAAAAACAAAAUUGCUGUGAUCCUGCAGAUGGGGGAGGUUGCUUCAAAUGAGCUAUAUGUUGGAUGUCAAAACAGUCGUUUACUUGAUGUAGCAGGGUGUGAAAAUGUAACUUUUGUUGAGUAUAGAAUUGAUAUUGAAGAGCGAGUUGUCUUAGUAUUAUGGUCUUGUUUCCCGUUGUCGAGCCAGUAAUGUUAAUUCUUGUGUUUGUCAGAAAUCUAUGGUCAUCUGUUAUACUUGAAUCAGCUUUGACCAAUAACAUAACUGUAUCCAGAAAUUUGAGGAAAUGUUGGUAUCGGUAUGUAUAUGCUGCCAUAUUGGAUGACAAACGUGUCCAUGGAUGGCAAAAUGAUCUGUCAGUGCAACUCUACUGAUGGGCAAGUGAAAUUUCUGCCUCAUUGGCUGCUGAUGCCACAGAAUGCAGUGCUUUUGAACUGACGUGCCCAACAUUGUUUCAAUCCAUGACCAUGUGUUUGCCAUCCAAUACAUGAUGGUGUCAUCUGCACUACUAUAUGACUUGAGGGCAGAAUUUUCUUCACUUGGUUGCAGUCUGCUUCAUUGUGAUGGUUAUACAGUCAAAUGUACAGAAUUGUUCGUAUGAUGAAAAAUAAUUCCCCCAAAGGAGAUUUUGUGAUCCUUUGAUGUUAUAAUUUGAGGAGUGAAGUAUUAGAACUCCCGUAUUUGUAGAGUUUGUUGUUCAUCCUGACUCUGCUCCAUGUGCCCAUAUCAUGCCAUCAGUGGGACACUUAGUCGGAAAAAAGUUCAAACUUUCUGAGAAAAUCUGCCAGAGCAACUAAAGUUCUUAAACCAUUUAUAUCUGUGUCAGUUUUAUCAUCUUUUCCUUCUUAUACCUUGACCAUGCUGGGGUCUUCCAGGUGUCGUUUUAGUUGUUUUCAUGGUUCUGCUGUGUUGGCCUUUACCAGCAGUUCUUUAGCCAAUACAUAUUUUUCCGACUGGGUCGAGGCCAACUCCCGAACACCAUGUUUUCUCAUAAAAGUGAUUUGACUGUCUGAUGUCUUCUGUUGAUGUCUUCUGAGUGAUCCAAAAGUUCAGUAUCCAUCAACAAAGAAAUCAGAAAUGUUACUUGUCUCCAUAACCCAUUCUUAAAAUGGGCCUGAACCUUGUAAACAGUGGCUGGUAUCUUAACUGUAUUUUUUCUGAUUUUAUCGUUUUUAAUCUGGGAGUAAGAUUUUUCUGAGAAGUUUUGACCUGUUUUCUGACUUCGUUUUACCACCGCACUACUAUAUUCAGGUUGUCAUGAUUAAUAAUUAAUCAGUUGUUGUCUGUUUCUAUCAAUAACUGGUCAUGAAGUAUAUUUUUGUAUGAAAAAAGAGAUGUUUUAUAAUGCUUACACUAAUGUAUACAUCAAGAUGAGGUUAUUUUAAGAGUUGUGUGGCCUCUUCCAGAACACUUUGCUUUAGAAUGCUUGCAGGUUGAUCAUCCAUGUCACUCAAGCUCACACAGUUGGCGACUCUACAUUGCCUUGAAUGAUUUCAGAAACUUAUUUGGAGAAAAAUACCCCAGAUUUUCUGCUUGGAAUUUCAAACUUUAGUUCUGGAUAGAAUUGUGCAUUGUCGUUAGGCGUGUUUGAAUUGGAGUUGAUAUAAGUCUAAGCAAAUGUACAGGGUGUCUAAAAAAAAGUUUACCCGAAUAGAUGAUUUAGGGUGGGUACACGUUUUUUGAGACACCCUGUAUUACCAGCGGUCGCUAUUGCUUGAUAGAAGGGAAGGGAAGUGAAGUAUUCUGGGAAAAUUUCUUAAAUGGGCGAAGAGAGUAAGCAACUAAAAUGCUCUGGGUCAUCAGUAAUGCUGAGUCUUCCUUGGCAUUGUGGCCAAGUCAAUUAUUUUGAAUAAAACAAAUCAUUUCCAUGGUGACCAGUCACAAUGUACAUGCACUGGUUACGGGCACAACUGACGCGCCAGAUGUGGGAAAUAGAAAUUUUGAGAAUAAGAAAGUGGCUCCUUGCCAAAGAAGGACAGUUUUUAGAUGAGCAUCGCCAUCAGUGAUUGUUUUAUUUCGACAGUGAUGUGGAUGGACAAUCAGUUGGUUGUUUUGUGUUUGUAAUGACUAGUGAAUGACAGAUUCAGGUGUUGGCAAAUCGGAAAAGAACACUGGUUUCGGAAAUUAUUCAUGAGUGCAAUGUCAUCUGCUGUAUGAUGUUGCAUUUGUAUUUGAAAGAGAUGAUGCCAUUCUUUUGUUGUUUCAUUGUUGAAAGAUCCCCACUUCUGACUUUACAGCUAGGGUGAUGGUCUUGGCAAGAGUUGUAACAGUUACAUAGUUAUAAUUGUCUUGGUUCUUGGGUUGAUUUACAGUCUUGUCAGAAUUGCCAGCACCUAUUUGUUUUGGUAAGAUUCUCACUUGGAAGAGGUGUGUUCUGGACUGAAGCUCAACAUGAAUCAUGUGGUUAUUGUUCCUCGAUGUUGAAUUGAUGUGUGCAUAUUUUUGGUGGAAUACUGAAAAAUGUUUUCAGUUUAAAGAUGUUUUGUAAUAAAUAUGACAUCCAUUAUUGAGAAAUAAACAAAGUUGUAAAUAAUAGUUUCCAGAA
Messenger RNA from Lineus longissimus, 8875 nucleotides. Its product is annotated as phosphatidylinositol 3,4,5-trisphosphate 3-phosphatase and dual-specificity protein phosphatase PTEN-like. Bases 165 to 1424 code for a protein of 419 amino acids. The record is from RefSeq and is a predicted model, not a curated record. Gene Ontology annotation, molecular function: protein tyrosine phosphatase activity; inositol-1,3,4,5-tetrakisphosphate 3-phosphatase activity; phosphatidylinositol-3,4-bisphosphate 3-phosphatase activity. The transcript is spliced from 10 exons. Gene Ontology annotation, biological process: regulation of phosphatidylinositol 3-kinase/protein kinase B signal transduction; phosphatidylinositol 3-kinase/protein kinase B signal transduction; protein dephosphorylation. Gene Ontology annotation, cellular component: nucleus; cell projection; plasma membrane. Lineage: Eukaryota; Metazoa; Nemertea; Pilidiophora; Heteronemertea; Lineidae.